AUGGCGGCAACAUAUCCUUUCUUGCAAGAAUCCAAGGCCUCGGGCUCGUCUUCUCCCGUCAUGGGCUCAAGAGUGACAGCGACGUUCCAGAUCGGCGGGAUGACGUGCGGUGCAUGCGUCGAAACCAUCGAGAGGAUGAUUCGCUCCCAGCCUGGUAUCGAGUCUAUCUCUGUCGCUCUACUUGCAGAGAAGGCAACCGUCACAUUCGACGACUCGAUAUGGACGCCCGAAAAGGUAGCUGAAGAGAUCGAAGACACAGGCUUCGAUGCCACGUUCCUGGAAGUGCUCCGCACCGAGCAUCUCGAUGCCAGCCUGGAAAGCAAAGAGGUAUCCUCUGAACCCACCGCAUUGAUGCCACGACUCGACACCGCCCAACUCAACGUCUACGGAAUGACCUGCGCAUCGUGCUCCUCCACCAUCGAGCGCGAGCUUGCAAAGAUCGAUGGCGUCAAAUCGAUAUCCGUCUCGCUUGCCACAGAAAAGGCGAGGAUAGAUUACGACCCCAGCAAGCUCGGCAUUCGCGAUCUCGUCGAGCAUGUAGAGGACCUGGGCUUUGAUGCCGUCGUCAGCGACGAUCGCAACUCGACGCAGCUUGCUUCCCUCGGUAGGGUCAAGGAGAUCGCAGAAUGGCGUUCGGCCUUCCUCUUCUCGCUGUCCAUGGGCCUGCCUGUCUUUGCGCUGUCCAUGGUGCUGCCAAAAUUCUCGUUUACACGCAACAUCCUUUGGUGGCAGCCGGUAUCUGGACUCUAUCUUCAAGAUCUCGCCUGCUUGGCGCUCACCAUUCCUGUUCAAUUCGGUGUCGGCCUGCGCUUCUAUCGCACGUCGUGGAAAGCGAUCAAGCACGGUAGCGCUACCAUGGACGUCCUCAUCGUCAUUGGCACCACCGCCUCGUGGGCGUUCAGCGUCUUUUCGAUGAUCGCAAGACUGUUCUGCGUGGACGAGCCUGUAGAUGCCAUGUCAGCGUUCGCCUCGGUCGGAGCCCGGAUGAUUGGGAUGCCGGCACCGGGCCAAUGCACCAAACCAGCCACCUUUUUCGACACGUCCACCAUGCUCUUCACCUUUGUCUCGUUCGGUCGCUUCCUGGAAAACACCGCCAAGGGCAAGACCAGCGAGGCCCUCUCACGCCUUAUCGGCCUCACGCCUACUUCGGCCACCAUUUACUCGGACGGUGCCGAGGGCAAAGUUGAGAAAAAGGUCGCAUCUGAACUUGUUCAGCGCGGCGACUACGUCAAGGUCGUCCCGGGAGAGAGGAUCGUCGCUGAUGGUAUCAUUGUGCGUGGCGAGUCGCUGGUGGACGAAUCGAUGGUCACUGGCGAAGCUGUUCCCAUUCACAAGCUGACCGGCGCCAGCGUCAUUGGCGGCACCGUCAAUGGAACGGGGACCUUUGACUUUCUCGUUCAACGUGCCGGCAAGGACACAAGCCUGGCACAGAUUGUCAAGCUCGUCGACGAGGCACAGACGUCCAAAGCUCCCAUUCAGGCGUUCGCCGACCGCGUCGCCGGAUACUUCGUACCCACUGUGGUGGGUCUCGGAGCGCUCACGUUCAUAGCCUGGAUGGUGAUCUCGCAUUUACUUCCGGGGCGCAUGCUUCCGUCUGUCUUCAAUCAGCAGGGAGUCACCAUGUUCAUGGUCUGUCUCAAGCUUUGCAUCAGCGUCAUCGUCGUCGCAUGUCCCUGCGCGCUUGGCCUCUCGACGCCUACAGCAGUCAUGGUCGGUACUGGCGUCGGGGCGCAGAACGGAAUACUCAUCAAGGGAGGUGGGCCGCUCGAGGCUUCUUCGAGCAUCCGUCGCAUGCUGUUCGACAAGACAGGCACCCUCACAGUGGGCAAGCUCACAUUGCGCGAUGCUAUCUGGCCGAACAAGGAACAGAAGGGACUCGACGCCAUUGCCGUCGGAGGUCUCUCGCGUCGUCAGGUAAUUUGUAUCGUGGGGGCUGCCGAAGCCCGCUCGGAGCAUCCGCUUGCACGCGCCAUCGUCUCGUGGGCGGCAAACGAGCUUGACCCCGGCAUCGGUUCUGCAGAUGCCGGCGACACUCGGCAGCCUGCUGGUCUCGAGCAAGCAAGCAUCACGAUUGCAGGUGCCAGCAUCGAGGCGUUCGAGAGCUUUACGGGCAAAGGCAUCGUUUGCCGUGUUCAGCUCGAGGAGACCAUGACCAUCCACGAGGUACGGAUCGGUACUUCUGACUUUAUCUCGUCGGAUGAGAAGCAUGUUGUCGACAACAGCGCCUUCGGAACACAGGCUUCGAACUUGCUCCGUGAGCAGCAAUCACAAGGCCGAACAGCUGUUCUCGCAAGCGUCGAUGGCUCCCUCGCGGCCAUUCUCAGCUUGAGCGACACGCUGAAGCCCGAAGCUAAGCAAACGCUGGCUGUGUUGCGUCGCAUGGGCAUCCACUGCGGUAUGGUAACAGGAGACGCUUCAGCAACCGCGCGUGCGCUGGCGCGAGAGCUGGGCAUGGACGAGGAUGAGGACGUCCAUGCUGGGAUGAGUCCGAUGGACAAGCAGCAGCUCAUUCUACAGCUUCGAGGCGCCUCAAGCGAUGCCGAUCUCGAAGGUGGUGCUCGCUUCUCGCCGUUCCGUGCCAACGGCCAGUCCAAGUCGGGCGGAAUUGCCAUGGUCGGUGACGGUAUCAACGACUCUCCAGCGCUCGCUUCUGCUGAUCUGGGCAUUGCGCUUGGCACCGGGUCUGACGUUGCAAUCGAGGCUGCGUCGAUCGUACUGAUGCGAUCGAACCUCCUUGACGUGGCCGCAUCGAUUCAUCUCUCGCGCCGCAUCUUCCGCCAGAUCAAACUCAACUUUAUCUGGGCCACCGUGUACAACCUAAUUGGCAUUCCUCUGGCGAUGGGCAUCUUCUUGCCGUGGGGGUUGAGCUUGCACCCGAUGAUGGCAGGGGCGGCCAUGGCCUUUUCGAGCGUCAGCGUUGUUGCUAGCUCGCUGACGUUGAAAUGGUACAAGCGUCCUGCUGAGCUGGUUCCAGCGUCGCAGGAAGCAGACGCUGCCGAUUCGAUCCAGUUGCAGGCGAUGCUCGCUCGGUCUGAUGCUGGAGCAUUUGAUCGAGUCUUGGCGAAUCUCAAGGAUCUUGGCUACCAGGUGCUGGGCAAGUUGGAGUCGGUGCUAUCCAGCUCCAAUCUCAGGUUGGGCCGAGGUGUCGGACGCCGACCCCCUCAGACCGAGGGCUAUCAGCAAGUGGCUCUUGAAGACGCUUAA
This is a messenger RNA of Sporisorium graminicola, 3204 nucleotides long. RefSeq lists its product as uncharacterized. The transcript has a single exon. The record is from RefSeq and is a predicted model, not a curated record. Gene Ontology annotation, biological process: copper ion homeostasis; monoatomic cation transport. Gene Ontology annotation, molecular function: ATP binding; P-type divalent copper transporter activity; ATP hydrolysis activity. Gene Ontology annotation, cellular component: membrane. Lineage: Eukaryota; Fungi; Basidiomycota; Ustilaginomycetes; Ustilaginales; Ustilaginaceae. Bases 1 to 3204 code for a protein of 1067 amino acids.